AUGCCCAUGUCAUGGACAUGUCACGAGAUCAACGUGGAGAAGGUCUGUGGCUCUGGCGACAGCUUCGUUAUCCGAAACAACGUCAGACCAAGUCCUGCAAACACAGAGAGGGCCUGCCUCCGCGGCGUCAAUCUGGGAGGCUGGCUGGUUCUGGAGAAGUGGAUGGCACCAGACCUGUUCGCAGUGGCUUCUUCAGCAGAGGACGAAUGGACCCUGCUCUCUUCCGGAGGAGCUGAGGCACGUGAAGCCGUCCGAGAGUUCAGACGGACUUUCAUCACGGAGCAGGACAUCCGAUGGCUGAAAACCGAAGGCGGAAUAGAUGCUGUGCGGCUGCCCGUUGGGUAUUGGUGCCUUGAUGAGUAUGCCAAAGGCACACCUUAUCUCUCUACACAGCACCUGGUUGACGCUUUGUUCGGCUGGGCGGAGAGGUAUGGCUUGAAAGUGCUUCUGGACCUGCACGGCAUGUCUGGCUCGCAAAACGGUGAACAUCACAGCGGCCAGAGUGGCAAAGUGAACUGGCUCGAGCCGAGGCACCGUGAGAAGAACUUAGAGAUCGUCCGUGCCGUCGCGGCGCGCUGGGGCCACCGAAAGGCUCUGCUUGGUCUCGGCCUUGGAAACGAGGUAGCGGAGAAAGAGCAAACAGUGAUGGACCGAGUCGCGUCUAUGGUUUCCUGCUUCACGCCGGAGUACCCACGGAGCUACUGGGUGGAAGUGGCCAGGUUCUAUGCCGAGGCGGCAGAGCUCGUCGAGCCUCUGCUCCACCGCGACGUCCUUUUAGUACUCGACACAUGCUGGGACAUCGACCGCUGGACCUUGGAUAAGCUUCAUGGAGUCUCCGGCCGCAUAGUGGUGGACUAUCACCACUACCAGUGCAUGACAGAUGAGGCGGGAAGCGUGGAGGAGCACCUACAGACGGAAGAGCUCUCCAAGAUCUUGGUGGAGCAAGACUUCCGGCCAUUCCCUGUGAUCCUCGGAGAGUUCUCCCUGGCACUGAAGCCCGAGGCCGAAGGCUACCAGAGUCGGAGCAACUGGCCCCAGCAAUUCUUCCAACGCCAAGUGGGCCUGGCUGAGAAACACACCUUUGGAUGGUUCUUCUGGAACUACAAGAUGGCCCGCGAGGGGUGGCCCCACUGGAGUUAUCGAGAGUCGGUGGAGAAGGGCUGGAUCGAGCCACACCGAUUCCUGAAGCAGGACAGCUAG
Molecule: messenger RNA, 1200 nt
Organism: Symbiodinium sp. CCMP2592
Lineage: Eukaryota; Dinophyceae; Suessiales; Symbiodiniaceae
Source: the annotation of a GenBank genome assembly